Messenger RNA from Schistocerca nitens (vagrant locust), 1134 nucleotides. RefSeq names its product proline-rich protein HaeIII subfamily 1-like. Lineage: Eukaryota; Metazoa; Arthropoda; Insecta; Orthoptera; Acrididae. The coding region runs from base 1 to 1134 and encodes 377 amino acids. The record is from RefSeq and is a predicted model, not a curated record. The transcript has 4 exons.
AUGGAUAUUCAUGUUCUUCAAAGCCAGCCCGCCCAGAAGGUCGCGUUUAAAGACUCUUCCACGGUUCCUGUGGAUUUGGUCCGCGGCGGGUUCCAGCCGCGCCUUCCGACUUCGCUGCCGCCCCCAGGGCAGCAGCAGCAGCAGCCGUCGCCGCUACCACGCAGACAGCCCGUCCCGUUGAUGCCUCCCGCGCAGCUUCAUCCGGGAGCGCCCCAGGUGGUCGCUCCGGCGCCUGCGGUCCCUCUUCAGUCGCCACGGCCUUCGGAGCUGAUGGACGUCGACCCCACAGCCGGGCCGCCUUCCCAAGCGGUGGCUGUGCAGCCUGUCCUGCAGCCGCUUUCCUUGGGCACCCCCAAGGAGUCUGACACCACAGCGCCUUGUCCGGCGCCCACUCGGCAGCCGUCGACGCAGCGUCAGGAGACGCUGCCUCUCUUCGUGGGUCCCGACGCCCCGUCGCGUCCAGUACCAGAAGCUGCGCCCGUGGUCACAGGCGUGCACCCUGACCUCGGUUUUCAGUCGGUGUUUCCCGAGGCCCCGCGCAGCCAAUGCUGGGAUUUGGUCCGCGGCGGGUUCCAGCCGCGCCUUCCGACUUCGCUGCCGCCCCCAGGGCAGCAGCAGCAGCAGCCGUCGCCGCUACCACGCAGACAGCCCGUCCCGUUGAUGCCUCCCGCGCAGCUUCAUCCGGGAGCGCCCCAGGUGGUCGCUCCGGCGCCUGCGGUCCCUCUUCAGUCGCCACGGCCUUCGGAGCUGAUGGACGUCGACCCCUCAGCCGGGCCGCCUUCCCAAGCAGUGGCUGUGCAGCCUGUCCUGCAGCCGCUUUCCUUGGGCACCCCCAAGGAGUCUGACACCACAGCGCCUUGUCCGGCGCCCACUCGGCAGCCGUCGACGCAGCGUCAGGAGACGCUGCCUCUCUUCGUGGGUCCCGACGCCCCGUCGCGUCCAGUACCAGAAGCUGCGCCCGUGGUCACAGGCGUGCACCCUGACCUCGGUUUUCAGUCGGUGUUUCCCGAGGCCCCGCGCAGCCAAUGCUGGGACCCUCCUGAACGAGAAGACCUAGGACGCAGCUCCCAGACGGCGGGAGAACGGACGCUGUACCUGGACAGCGCGCGGGGCGCGGACCGCGCCGACUCAUAG